UGGCAGAUUGCGAGUUAGUUGAGAUCGUCAACCCUUUUGGAUACUAACGGUAGUUGCAACGCCAACAAAGCGCUUGUUGAACACAUAAAUAACGGAAGUUUAGAUUUUUCAAAUAAUUUUGCAUUUCGUACGAAGUUUUUUUAUUGUUUUGCAAGUGUUUGUGGAGCUGCGCUAUAAUGCAUUUUUUCGAGUUCUUCAAACUGUGUCAGAGGUUAAUUUUCUUCUUGCCCUUAACAACGGCUAAUAGUCCUGAUAAGACUACAGCUCCCUCGAGCGUAGCACUUUUGAAGACACAUUUACCCAUGAAUUGGACACAGUUGAAUGGUGGUGGUUGGAGCUAUGACAACCCCGAAGAAUGGCCAGUGAAUAAUCCGCAAUGUGGAGGAGACAGACAAUCGCCAAUUGCCAUCAACACGGAUAAGACGGUAAAUGCUGAUAUACCGCCCAUUACAUUCGCUUCGUACGAUGUGGUUCUAGGCAACUAUGUGGUUUUGGAGAACAAUGGACACACUAUCAAAUUCAAUGUACCACAAACAAUUGAAAACGUUCCACCAACCAUUACAAAUGGACCACUUGAAGACAUAUACGAGGCCGCAGAGGUGCACUUCCAUUGGGGUUCACCAACAAGUAAGGGUUCUGAGCAUGUAAUCAACCAGCGACGCUAUGACGUUGAAAUGCAUAUAGUACAUAUGAAUAACAAAUACGGCAGUGUGGAGGAGGCACGCGAAUACGAGGAUGGUCUGUCGGUGAUAGGUGUUUUAUUUAAAGUGGAAAAGACUGUCGCCAACCACGAACAACCCGGCCUGAGCACAAUCUUCAAUACGGUGCCGUAUGUGACUCGUUACAAUUCGUCAGCUUCUACGCAACAAUUGAUUUCGCUCGGCUCGCUGCUGUCUAACAUAAAUCGUGAUAAAUUUUACACCUAUCAGGGUUCGCUAACAACACCGCCGUGUUCCGAAGCGGUCACAUGGAUUGUUUACCCCGAAGUCGUACCGAUAUCUAUAUUCCAAGUGAAAAACUUUUGGUUCGUGCGCGAUUCGGAAGGUGGCAGGUUAGUAAACAACUAUAGACCCGUACAACCGAUUGGCUCACGUGACGUAUACUACCGCAGUUCCAAUGGAGAUGAAGUGAAUUACUACUUUUAAUAUGGCUUUAUCACAGGCAAUCAGAAAACUUAAAUUCAGAUAUGGCAUUUAUAAAUAUUAGAAAGAUUAGUUACAAAAUAGAAAAUUUUUUAAAUUAAUUUUUUUAUUAUUCGAAAGCUUUAAAUUAUUGGUUUAAUUAUUGUAAAAUACUGUUAAUUAUAUUAAUAAAAUUAAUAAAUCAGUAAAAUUUAAAAGACUAA
Molecule: messenger RNA, 1345 nt
Organism: Zeugodacus cucurbitae (melon fly)
Lineage: Eukaryota; Metazoa; Arthropoda; Insecta; Diptera; Tephritidae
Gene: Ca15
Product: carbonic anhydrase 2
Exons: 7
Coding region: 177-1145 (322 amino acids)
Cellular component (GO): cytoplasm
Molecular function (GO): zinc ion binding; carbonate dehydratase activity
Source: RefSeq, a predicted model, not a curated record